Molecule: messenger RNA, 690 nt
Organism: Pecten maximus
Lineage: Eukaryota; Metazoa; Mollusca; Bivalvia; Pectinida; Pectinidae
Product: glutaminase kidney isoform, mitochondrial-like
Exons: 7
Biological process (GO): L-glutamine catabolic process
Molecular function (GO): glutaminase activity
Source: RefSeq, a predicted model, not a curated record
GUGGCGAACUACAUACCUCAGUUAGCCCGUUACAGUCCCGACUAUUGGGGCGUUUCUGUGUGUACAGUAGACGGACAACGCCAUUCCAUCGGCGAUAUCAAUACACCGUUUUGUCUGCAGUCAGUCAGUAAACCUCUGACCUACUCCAUGAUUCUCAACGAACUCGGACCAGAGAUCGUCCAUCAAUAUGUCGGCCAUGAACCCAGUGGCCAUCCUUUUAACAUGAUCUGUUUGGACCGUAAUGAUAAACCACAUAAUCCCAUGAUCAAUUCAGGGGCCAUUGUGAUAUGCUCACUAGUGAAACAGGAGAUGAACUCGGCUGACAAAUUUGACCAUACAAUUAACAUGUUUAAGAAGAUGGCUGGUGGGGAGUUGAUGACUUUCAAUAAUGGAGUUUAUUUAUCAGAGAAGGAGACAGCGGAUAGAAAUUUUUCCCUUGGUUACUACAUGAGAGAGAAAAGGUGCUUUCCAGAGGGAACUAACCUGAGAGAGGUGUUAAACUUCUAUUUCCAACUCUGUUCCGUUGAGAUCAACUGUGACUCGGGGGCGGUGCUUGCAGCCACACUAGCCAAUGGCGGAGUCUGUCCAACCACAGGAGAUAGCCUUCUCACAGCGCAGUCUGUCCGUGACACACUCUCACUGAUGUUUUCCUGCGGCAUGUACGACUACUCUGGCCAGUUUGCUUUCCAG